Molecule: messenger RNA, 1020 nt
Organism: Benincasa hispida (wax gourd)
Lineage: Eukaryota; Viridiplantae; Streptophyta; Magnoliopsida; Cucurbitales; Cucurbitaceae
Product: heavy metal-associated isoprenylated plant protein 30-like
Molecular function (GO): metal ion binding
Source: RefSeq, a predicted model, not a curated record
AGAAGAAACUUUGGUUAAUGAAUUAUUAGUUUAAACUCUUUAAAAGCUGAAGAAAAAAGGGGAAAUUUUGGAUUAAGCAUUAAGGAAGAGAUUGAAAUCUUUGAAGAGAGGAUGCCUCUGACACACAAGAAUAUCUUCAAAGGCUGGGGACUGUUCUAAGUUUUUAUGCUUUGUUUUUCUCUCUCUUCUCUUCUUUUCUCUUUCCUUUCUUAAUUUUUGUUAUAUAUAUCAAGCUUUUGUGUCUUCAAAAAUGGCUACCGUACUUCAUAGAACUACGUUCGGUUCUAUCGUUUAUUCGUAUUUCCUACGUUGUUUUGGAAAUUCCCAUAAUCAUAACAGUAAUCUUCAUCUCCAUCAUCAUCAUCACAAAAGCUUCAAUCAUAUCUUCUUCAAUAACAUGCCAAAGCCAAAACCUCUUUCCUUGCAGACUGUUGAAUUAAAAGUCAGGAUGUGCUGCACUGGUUGUGAAAGGGUCGUUAAAGAUGCGAUCUACAAACUUAGAGGAGUUGACUCGGUUGAGGUGAACUUAGAGCUAGAGAAGGUGACGGUGAUUGGGUAUGUCGACCGAAACAAGGUACUAAAGGUGGUUCGUAGGGCCGGGAAGAGGGCAGAGUUCUGGCCAUAUCCAGAGCCACCAUUGUACUUUACAUCAGCAACGGAUUACUUUAAAGAUACAACCCAUGAGUUCAAAGAGAGCUAUAACUAUUAUAGACAUGGAUAUAAUGUUGGGGAGAAGCACGGAACGAUUCCGAUGUCUCAUCGUGGUGAUGACAAAGUGAGUAACAUGUUCAAUGAUGACAAUGUCAAUGCUUGUCAUGUCAUGUAAAUAUAUAAUUAGAUAUGAAUGUGAGCCCUAGCUUAAAAAAAUGGGGCUUAAGUCAAUGUACGUGCUUUGUAUAUCUUGGAAUAUGAAAGGGUUGAUGAUCUCUCUUGUUGUUUCUAAGUGAUCUGCACAAUGUGUAAAAUGCAGUUUAAUUAAUUGUUCCUUUGUUUUUCCUUUUAUUUCUGGGCUUGAAUUUA